Messenger RNA from Nicotiana attenuata, 741 nucleotides. RefSeq lists its product as uncharacterized. The coding region runs from base 1 to 741 and encodes 246 amino acids. The record is from RefSeq and is a predicted model, not a curated record. Lineage: Eukaryota; Viridiplantae; Streptophyta; Magnoliopsida; Solanales; Solanaceae. The transcript has 2 exons.
AUGACUCAACCACCAGGCUUCACUGAUCCAAUGUAUCCUGAUCAUGUAUAUCUCUUGAAGAAGGCACUAUAUGGUCUCAAACAAGCUCCCAGAACUUGGUUUGAGAGAUUUAGUCUAUUCCUGCUUCAUCUUGGAAGCAACUCAAGGCAGAUAGGGGAAGUAGUGCAAAAACUGGGGCAUGAAUUUGUUAUGAAGGAUCUUGGACCCUUGAGUUACUUUUUAGGUAUUGAAGUAAGCUAUUUUCCUGGAGGAAUCCAUUUGAACCAAAGCAAAUAUGCAAAUGAUCUGCUUAGUAAAGUGGAUAUGGCAAAUGUAAAAACAGUGCAUACUCCACUAGCUCAGAAGCAUGGUCUACAAGAAGCAGCCGGCAAAGCAGCUGAUCCCUCAAAUUACAGAAGCUUUAUAGUAAGCUUGCAGUACCUCACACUUACAAGACCAGACAUUACUCAUGUUGUUAAUCUUGCAAGUCAAUUCAUGCAGAAUCCAAAUAGCAUACAUCUUCAGGCAGUAAAGAGAAUAUUGAGGUAUGUCAAAGGAACCAUCGAUCAUGGACUGAGAAUCAUAUCACAGUCUUCCUUCAGGCUGUAUGGAUUAUCAGAUGUAGACUGGGCUAGAUGUGCCAUUACAAGGAGGUCCACUACUGGAUAUAGUAUAUACCAUGGUGCAAAUUGUGUCUCCUGGUCAUCAAGAAAGCAGAAUACUGUUGCAAGGUCAAGUGCUGAAGCUGAGUAUAGAUACUGA